This is a messenger RNA of Carassius gibelio (silver crucian carp), 2711 nucleotides long. Its product is annotated as cytosolic carboxypeptidase-like protein 5. Gene Ontology annotation, molecular function: zinc ion binding; metallocarboxypeptidase activity. The coding region runs from base 1 to 2118 and encodes 705 amino acids. The record is from RefSeq and is a predicted model, not a curated record. Lineage: Eukaryota; Metazoa; Chordata; Actinopteri; Cypriniformes; Cyprinidae. Gene Ontology annotation, biological process: proteolysis; protein deglutamylation. The transcript is spliced from 13 exons.
AUGUGUUUGACCUCUCAAACAAGCAAACAGAGGCUGAAAGCGUCAGCAUGUUUGUCACAGACGCUGUUCCUCCUGAGAAAAGACACGAACACUGCAAUUAACUCCACUAAUGACCACCAAACACACUGGCUUCAGCGCAAAGCAUUCUGGCCGCGGCUGGACAGACUCUUCCCAGACCUCGGCACGCCUCGAGCUCACGGCUUCAGCGGCAAACGGGUGUUUUUUCUCAGCAGUCGUGUUCAUCCCGGUGAGACGCCGUCUAGUUUUGUUUUUAACGGCUUCCUGAACUUCAUCUUGAGUCCGGACGAUCCUCGCGCUCAGACGCUCCGCAGGAUGUUCGUCUUCAAACUCAUUCCCAUGCUGAACCCCGACGGGGUCGUCAGGGGUCACUACAGGACGGACUCGCGCGGUGUGAAUCUGAACAGACAGUAUUUGAACCCGAGUCCAGAUCUGCAUCCGUCCAUCUACGGAGCCAAAUCUCUGCUGCUCUACCAUCACAUACACAAUCGCCUCGGCAACAGCACACCCUCCGCCCUCAAAUCCUCCAACCAAUCAAACACCACCCCUCCUGUGACCACGCCCACCGAGCUAGAGCACUGUCUCAACCUGCGCAAUGAGGCAGAGCAAGGGGACGGACCGACCCUUGACCUCUCUGAGAUCCCCAUGCAGCUGGAGGAGAGCUGGGAGAAGGGCGGAGUCGAGAGGGAGGCGGGGCCCUGUGAUGAGAAUGAAACCACGCCCAGCAGAGCCGAAGCACCAGGUGUGACAAACCCCGCCCCCUCUGAGCAGAUCCCGCCCCAGGAGAGCGGCGUGGCCUAUUAUAUAGACCUGCACGGACACGCCUCCAAGAGAGGAUGCUUCAUGUACGGCAACAACCUGCCGGACGAGAGUCAGCAGGUGGAGAACAUGUUGUAUCCGAAGCUGAUCUCGUUAAACUGUGCUCACUUUGAUUUCCUGGGCUGUAAUUUCUCUGAGAAGAACAUGUACGCUCGAGACAAACGUGACGGUCAGUCGAAGGAGGGCAGCGGGCGAGUGGCCAUUCACAAAGCCAUCGGCCUGAUCCACAGCUACACACUGGAGUGCAACUACAACACGGGCCGCUCGGUGAACAGCAUCCCCCCCGCCUGUCACGAUAACGGCCGAGCCACGCCCCCCCCGCCGCCCAGCUUCCCGCCCAAAUACACGCCGCAGGUGUACGAGCAGGUGGGGCGCGCGGUGGCCAUCGCAGCGCUGGACAUGCAGGAGUGUAACCCGUGGCCACGGCUGGUUCUGUCUGAACACAGCAGUCUGAUGAACCUGCGCGCCUCCAUCCUCAAACACGUGAGGAACAGCAAGGGCCUCGCCUCCAACCACCGCAGGAACACCACCAAGUCCAGCAGCCCGCCCAAACCUGCAAGUCUGAGCAUGUCUGCCUCGGAGAACUCCCUGAUCCGGACGCGCAGUAACAGCAGCGUUCCCGGGAGCCGGCAGACGUCUCCUCAGCUCAAGAGUUCUCCCAGCUUCACCUUCGGCUGCAGCACGUCUGGCCCUGCAUCACAGCGGCCCUCACACCGGAGCCUGGGGCCCGUCAGAGAGUCUAAAGCUCAGGAGAAGAGGCGUCCACAUCAUCAGCACCAGCGGCUCUCCCUGCGGCAGCAGCCGGCCCCCACACGUCCCCCCCCCUCGCCCUCCUCCUCCUCGUCUUCCUCCCCGUCCUCCUCGUCCUCGGGGGCCCCGGGCCCCUGCUCCAUCAGUAUGGCAGGCAACAGCAGCCCUGAGUUCCACCCGGCCGGACAGACGUGUGGUGGGCGGGGCAAGCCCUUCAGAGGCCCCGCCCCCUCCCCGCCCCCCCAGCAGAGGAAGGCGCUGCUGUCACAGGAGCCGCUGCGGGAGUCUCUGGACAUCCUGGCAUCUGUGGAGUACAGCAGAUGUGAGCUGCAGCCUCGGCCCAGCCGUAUCCCGGUCGGGUCCCAGACGCCCAGCCUCAGAGUGUGGAAGCUCAUCACACCCGGCAUCAAGAAACACCUGGCAGGAGUGUCUGGGAAAGACACGAAAGGUUCUUCUGUGUGUCUGAAGACCUCGUCCUGUAGCGGUCAGAGCUCUGGAGACUCACACACACACAGAUCUCUGCAGACCUGAGGAACUCUGGAUCUGUUCACCUGCACACACACACACACACACACACACACACACUCGUGUUAGAGGAACAGUUCAGCCAAAAUAUCCUCCCCUCAGUUCAUCUGAGAUCAGGUUGAGUUUGUGUCUUCAUCAGGUUUGGAGAAAUGUAGCACUGCAUCAGUGUCUCAUCAGUGGAUGCUCUGCAGUGAAUGGGUGCCGUCAGAAUGAGAGUCCAAACAGCUGAUGAAAACAUCACAAUAAUCCACAGCAUGAGACAUUUCUCCAAACCUGAUGAAGACGCACACUCCUCCUGAUCUCAGAUGAACUGAGGGAGGAUAUUUUCAGCGAAUCUUCAUGUUUGUCUGAGCUGGUCUGAGUGAAGCCUCGGUGUUCAUCAGCACAAGAGCAGAGCGGCGUGGAGUUUACCGUCUACAGACUCGUCAUGAGCAUCGUACAGCUACACUACAGACCAAACAAACCCUCGCAAACCUGUGGCUCCAGUGGCUUUCCUAACUUGAAGAUGUUUAUUCUGAACAGGUUUGCGGUGACUAACGAGUCUGAAUCCUCUGUUCAUGUAAAAAGCAAUAAAUGUACAUGUGUAUUCCUGGAAGAAA